Messenger RNA from Porites lobata, 2800 nucleotides. The record is from the annotation of a GenBank genome assembly. Lineage: Eukaryota; Metazoa; Cnidaria; Anthozoa; Scleractinia; Poritidae.
AUGGCUACCGGAGAUGCGAAAGAAAGUAGAGACAUUCCACCGGGUACUAAAGUGGUUUGUACAACUUGCUUAGAUGAAAAGAUUGAAGGAGAAGUUGUGGCAUUUGACUACGGAGCCAAAGUUUUGAUCAUAAGUAUCCUUUUUCAUUCCGAUGAGUUGUGUUUGGCAGUGAAGUAUCGUAUGUAGUUGGUCGAUAGACACAUGAAUGUGUCUUUUGAAAAGUUUUUUCCUUGUUUGUCAUAACAAUUCAAUUUUUCAUGUUUAGUGAUCAAGAGAGUUGUAGGAAAAGUUAUCAUCGAUGUUACUACUUUUUUAUCUUUCUGCAAAUGUCAGAAUUUACGCUUAAUCAUGUACAACUUCAACUUAACUUCGUGUUUGACUACAAGGAGAACUUUGUUUCCUUCUUUGAAGAUCAAGAGACGGGUUUUUUGAGAAAUUUUAUUCCAUAACAAAAGAUCCUAUGAAAAAAAGAUUUUCAUUUUUUGAUCCUUCGAUAUGAUCUGAUGUGUUCGGAAACUAAAAAAAUAACAAAUAAGCAAGCACGUAGCUAAAAGGUUGACCUUAAAUUUGUUAUUACUUUGAGUAGUUGAGCUUAUAAUUAAAGCUUACCCAAGCCGAAAAGAAAUCUAAAAUUUCUUUACGUUACGUAAGAUCAUCCGGAAAGGAAGAAUUCAAGAGAGAGCUUUAAUAUCGGAACAGCAGACUCAUUAAAUUAAGCAGUUGCUAAUUUGAGUUUCUCAUUUUAUAUGCAGCUGAGAAUAGUUUUUGAGAGUCGAGGCCCUUGCUUUCAGGAUUAAUUCUUAAAGUUGGUGUCGGGGGAAAAAAGUGGGUAACAACACCUGUAUCGAAAAUGCAUUUUAUAGGAGAAUAAAAUUAUUUUAUACCAUGCAAUACUUUAAGUAUUGCAUAAUAGGUUAUGUUUUUGUUUAUGUGCUUAUGACGGUAUAAAGUGGAUGAAUUUUGACUGUACAAAAUUCGACAUGCAACAUAUCAUCUUCCUUUUGCAACAUGGAAUCCGUCUGCAAAAAAAAUGUCCAUGGUUGAAUGAAAAAAAAGCUGGCACUGUUCAACUAUGUAAAUGCUGAUUUAAGUUCAAGGUUGCCGGCCAGGCAAUAUUUCCAAUUAAACUGACUUGAAAAGUGAAAAUCUUGACAUUUUGCUUUUGAAUAAAUAGCAAACAGAAAGAACUAAAACUAUUUGGUCAUCUUACGAUGGAAGUAAAUUUUAUUAAUUUUUAUAUUCAUGUAUUUACUUUUAUAAGUAAUAUCCAUGGUGACAUAAAAGAUUCAAAAGUUGGCAGCAUUCAAGAUGGUAUAAGCUGUAACCAUGGAUUUUUGUUUAGAUGGCCAGAAUGUUACAGUUAACACACUGGUGUAAAUUGGUUGAUGUAAAGUAAUAAAUUAAAUCAAGUUAAAAAGCUAAAAAUGUUACAUGACGUUCAGACAACUUCCUGUAAUCUUUUUAUUUCAUUAGGGUUAGGGUGUGAAAGCUGUAUUAAUUAUUGGUUCCCCAUAAGCUCUGGUGACUAGCAAAAGAAGUGCUGGCUACUCACAGAAGAGCUGGUGAAAAAUAAUUGCUUUGAACUAAAAAUCUCACGCUUUUGAAAACAUAAAUGUUUGGACUUGGAAAGUCACAGAGGGUAAUUAUUGUGACAUGUAGCUCCUUCAUUGAAAUUUGGAAAUAUCAUCUGAUUAGUUUGAUGAAUCCUUAAUAUGUUGUAGAAUCAACAAAAAAUACCAAGAAAAAUGUGACAGACAUUAAGAUGCUGAACAUAGGUCUUAUGAAAAGCCUUGAAGUUAUUGAACUGUCCACAAAACCAGCACAGUCACUACCUAUCGUAGAUGUGGAAAAACUUGAUAAGAAAAUAAAUACUGCUCUGGAGCAAAAACGACGGGCAGCAGACAAAAUUGGAAUCAAUGUGACACCAGGAGCACAAAAGCUGUUUGAUACCAUCAAUAAAACGUAAGUUUGAUGUGUUUAUUCUUGGAAAAUUUUCGCCUUGCAAGGCACAAAUCCACACUGGCCUCCACCAUUUUACAGAAAUCUGUCAGAUUUUUCAUAAUAAAUAUGUUUUUAAUAAUAAAAAACACUUUCCAAGUUGAAAUCUGGCCAUUAUCCCAUGUGAAUGACUCAGAAACCCAGGAAAGGGGUCUUAUAGGAGUUAAAAAUCCAAAAACUUUCCUGGAGGAGCCCCGUACCCCCUAGAAGCUUGCACCUUUGGCACUCAUUUUGGAGAUCAGUCAGUAUUUAUCCUAGAUCCAUACCAGCUUGAAAGACACACAAUAAUUCCAACUUCAAGGAACAUGUUACAAUGAUAAAUUAUUUUAACAUGUUCCUUGAAGUCGGAUAAUUUUCCACACAAAAGGCACAGUAAAUCUUUCAUCGAUUUGCUUUGAUUUUAACAUAAUUUUUUUAACACCAUCAAGUUGAAAUUACAAUACAGAGCUGCAAAUAAUGAAAGAGUUGCAUUUUGGAGUAGUUCUUGCCAGUGCAUAAUACAGCUCUGGACUGAAUGGGUUGAAAAAAUGCACAGUGUACUUUAACAUGAAAUUUUUUUCCCUCUCAAUACUGUGUAACUGAAUAACAAUUUGAAAGUCCCUAACAUCUCUGCUUCUUAUUUGUUUGUUUGUUUUGUUUUACCAACAGUUUUAAUGAUGUUAAGUGGGACGGUCAAACCAUUGUUGUCAUGGGUGACUUAAAAAUUGAACCACCGUACAAGGAGAGUACUUGCUAUGGCAAUGAAAAAUCACGAGAACACAUCAUCAAGAUCGUAAGUAAUUCUUGUUUUUCAGGAAACUGA